AUUAUAAUUCGGAAGCCCUUCUAAAGGAAAAAAAUGUCAUUAAAAAGGUCUCAGGUUACUGGCAUCGAAAUAUUAGGAAAAGAAAAUCUUUAUCUGACGAUUUUUAGAUUUGAUCAGAGUAUGGAGACGAGCUGAAGUCUUAAAGACGAAUUUAACACAAAUACGCCCGCGUGACAGUCAUCUCCGAUAAUUGUCGAUCAAACUGAUGAAAUUCUCUCGUGACAGCUUCUUCCAGUAAAGGCAACGGCAGUCUCGAAGCUAUAAUAAAGAGUUUCUGAUUAUUAUGAGGGUCUUUUAAAAUAAUGAUUUGAUUCCUGAGGUCAUAUUUCACCAAUUUCACACUCACUGGCUGAACUGCAGAGAAGGGACCGAGUCACAUUCACAGAUAGAAAUUACAGUCUGAAAAAAGGCCAAAAUUCUUCACACUGCUGAGCUCUUAUCAAAAAGUAAAAGAGGAAAAAAGAAAGCAAAAACAUGUUGUUCUGGAGGAGCUUGAUAAGAAAAAUACACCUAAAAAACGAGAACAUUUUUAGGCCUGCCUGUGGAAAUCUUCUGUGGCCUCUUGUGUCUAAUAUUUCUCUCAUCUCCCUGCAGAGAUAAAUAAUUCACUAGAAAAUAAACCAGCACGUCAUCUUUAAUAUAUUUCACCCGCAUUUUAAGGCUGUAGUGAUAGAAAGCGUCUAAAUUAACAGUUUAAUUCUGCUGAACAUUGGAGAAUUGAAUUAGCUACUUUACUUGAAGUUACGCCAACGAAACUGUAUUAUAAAUAUUGAUUUUCUGCACAUAUAGCCUACACGUAUAGAAACAAUUAUUAAGGACACUACCGAAUUUAAUUUUCAGGGUUGUUUUUGGGAGCCUGAAUCACUUCGUGCUGCACUGACAGCAGACAGCAGCUCCAGUUAGUUGCCACUUGGAUUACCUCCUUAAUUCAUCAACAGCAAAACAUUUAUCGUAAUUAAUCGUUGGACACAGCCUAAUUAUUAUUGAGCGGGCGUGCACGAGCAACUGGUUGACGGGUGUGUUUUAAGUGUGACAGAUUGGGAUGAGGGGGUUAAAACCGUUGGAUAUUGAGGGGAAAAAAUGCAACUAAUCAAGAGGCACAGUGGGGAUAACGGGUGGUGAGGGUCACUGAAGUUGAAGUGACAGCAAUCACGUUUACCGUCGUCACAGCGCACAUUUAUUACUGUUUAAAGAGCUGUUCAAACAGGGAGCAUAUGGCCAUUUAUUUUACACAAUUAUUGUUCGUAAUAAUCAGAUUUUUUUUUUUUUUUUUUUUUUGCCUCCUCCCUCCUUUUUUUUUAUCUUAUCAGCAAAAUAUUUUCUCCUUCAACUGCUCUGAAAAUAAAUGUCAAUCUUUCAGGGAUAAUAUACAUUUCUAUUUUAAAAACUUUAACGUCAAAUUCAGUCUGAAAAUGUUUAUUUUCUUAAGAUGGAUUUAAAGGUUUAUGAAACAUCAGUUUUUCUUUGUUUCAACUGAAAAUUUCAGCAGAUUUUGCAUAAAAAAAAUAGAAAACAAAUAUAAAGUCAAACGGCUUCAGCACCUUCUUGUUAGAGAGGUUUCAUUUCCCGUUUCAUUUCACUGGAUACAAGAAUGUGUGAAUUUGAUUAAAUUUUUAAGUGACUUACAACAGUUUUUUUUUCUUCUUCGCGGGAGGGGUGGAGGGGGGGUUCUAGCUAUGAGGACAGCUGGAGAUGUGGUUUGUGCUUUAUGAGAAGCAACGUGCGUCUUUGGAGAGGACUUAUCUUGCAACAGCACCGUGUGCUAAAUAUUACUUCAGAAGAAGGCACGGUCCUCAUCAGCAUCUACUUCUUCUCCUUCGGAACAGGUGCCCAGUGAAACACGGACCACGCCGCGGACGGAGGACACCAAGAGCACCUCGGGAGCUCAACCAGUUUUCAAAAUUUUCUCCAACUUCAGCCCUCAAUCAAACAUUAGCAUGAUGUCGUAUCUAAAGCAACCACCUUACACAGUUAAUGGUCUGAGCUUAACGACUUCCGGGAUGGACCUUUUACAUCCGUCAGUGGGCUAUCCAGCAACGCCACGGAAACAGAGGCGAGAAAGGACUACCUUUACGCGCGCACAGCUCGAUGUUUUGGAGGCGUUGUUCGCAAAAACUCGAUAUCCGGACAUAUUCAUGCGCGAAGAGGUGGCGCUGAAAAUCAACCUACCUGAGUCCAGAGUACAGGUCUGGUUUAAGAAUAGGCGAGCAAAGUGUCGUCAGCAGCAACAGCAGCAGCAGAACGGGGGACAGAACAAAGUGCGACCUCCCAAAAAGAAAAGUUCCCCAACCAGAGAGGUGAGCUCGGAGAGCGGUGCCAGCGGCCAGUUCACGCCCCCCACCAGCACCACCACAGCCCCCCCUAUCUCAACCACCACCGCCCCAGUGUCCAUAUGGAGUCCGGCGUCCAUCUCUCCUCUUUCAGACCCCCUAUCUACCUCCUCCUCCUGCAUGCAGAGGUCCUAUCCUAUGACCUACACCCAGGCCUCGGGUUACAGCCAGGGCUACGCCGGGUCGACGUCCUACUUCGGAGGUAUGGACUGCGGCUCUUACCUCACUCCGAUGCACCAUCAGCUGUCAGGCCCGGGGUCGACCCUCAGCCCGAUGAGUACGAACGCAGUCACAAGCCAUCUUAACCAGUCCCCGGCGUCGCUUUCUACCCAGAGUUACGGGACGUCCGGCCUGGGCUUCAACUCCACAGCAGACUGCUUGGAUUAUAAAGACCAAGCUGCGUCAUGGAAGCUGAACUUCAACGCCGAUUGUUUGGAUUAUAAAGAUCAAACAUCCUCGUGGAAAUUCCAGGUCCUGUAAACAGAGCAUCAGCUGACGAAAAGUGCACAAACAGUGACGGUCACAUGAAACAAAGCCCUCAAUAAAAAAAAAACACAAUCAAAACUGGUUAAAUAUGAGCCCAGCGACGAGGCAGGGCUUUCGGGGGGCCUCCAAAUUUUUUGGCAUGAUGGCACUCUGGUCCUCCUAGGGCAGAGGUUUGAUUUAUUUCAGCACUGGCGAAGAGAUUUUUUUUCCCCCCGUUUAUUCACUAUUUGUAACUCCUUAUCCAUGUCAGUGUGUGCCUCUGUGCGCAAAAAAAAAAAGAAAGAAAGAAAAAAAUUGAAAAAAACACCUGUUGAGAACAGAGUGAACUCUGACAGAAAAGUACACCACAGCCACGGAACUAAAACCCAAGAACAAAACUUAAGCCAGUUUGGCUCGGGAUGGACAAACCUCCUUAAACCUUCGUACACAACUUUGCCAACCUGCAGCCAGAGACAUGAGGAUGCUGUGUGGACAUGGAUGCACUACUUUAUUUAAGAAAAAAAAGUGUUUAUAAGGAAUCAAUAUGUAGUUUCUAAGAGACAAUCAAUGUGCGUCUUAUAUAAAUGGUACAUAUGUGUUUUUCUUUUUUUUUUUUUUUUUUUUUAUCUGUGCUAGCCUUCGAAACUGUGAUCUGUUGUAUUGUAUGCAAUCUGUGAGCCCCCUCUCGCAUCAGACUCUCUGCUGUGAUUUUCAUAGAUUUAUAACUUUUUUCUGACAAGGAAAUACGCUUGUGGUUAAAUUACCGCAUCAUAAAGACAGACGAGACUUUGCAAGCAAAUGGCGGUGGUAAUAAUUAAGGGUUAGCCAUACUGGAAAAGACUCUCGGCUGCUGAGAGCUCUACACUUGCUCCCCCUCCAUUGAUCUCAACACACGUUGAUUGAGGAUCCUUCACUGGCUCCCAAAGAUGGUGUGACCUCACCGCUGAAAAGACAUGAAUAAAGGUCCUGUGAGCUUACUCUUUCAUGGAGAAACGAUCUGUGUGUGAGUGCGUUUGUAUCCGAGAGGGGAAAAUGACAAAGUAUGGCGCCCUGGCUGUAGCCCGAGGCCCGCAAAAACAGCAGGUGUUUAACAGGGAUUUUCUCAAUGGUAUA
Melanotaenia boesemani (Boeseman's rainbowfish) is the source of this 3908-nucleotide messenger RNA. RefSeq names its product orthodenticle homeobox 2b (gene otx2b). Bases 1938 to 2810 code for a protein of 290 amino acids. Gene Ontology annotation, molecular function: DNA-binding transcription factor activity, RNA polymerase II-specific; RNA polymerase II cis-regulatory region sequence-specific DNA binding. Gene Ontology annotation, cellular component: nucleus. Gene Ontology annotation, biological process: regulation of transcription by RNA polymerase II; multicellular organism development. Lineage: Eukaryota; Metazoa; Chordata; Actinopteri; Atheriniformes; Melanotaeniidae. The transcript is spliced from 3 exons. The record is from RefSeq and is a predicted model, not a curated record.